Messenger RNA from Vicia faba (fava bean), 639 nucleotides. The record is from the annotation of a GenBank genome assembly. NCBI's taxonomy places the organism in Eukaryota, Viridiplantae, Streptophyta, Magnoliopsida, Fabales, Fabaceae.
AUGGGUUGUGUAUCCUCUAAAGUAACAUAUAUAGGACAUGAAGAUCCAUUCAUUCUUGCAUCAGAAACUACUUUUAGUGUAAGUGAAGUUGAAGCGCUAUUUGAACUUUUUAAGAGCAUAAGUAGGUCUGUCAUUGAUGAUGGAUUAAUAAGCAAGGAAGAAUUUCAAUUGGCAAUUUUUAAUAAUAGAGCAAAGGAAAAUCUCUUUGCUAAUCGGAUUUUUGAUCUAUUUGAUGUUAAAGGAAAAGGAGUAAUUGACUUUGGUGAUUUUGUGAGAGCACUCGAUGUGUUUCAUCCAAAUGCAUCACAAGAUGUCAAGAUAGAUUUUUCAUUUAGACUUUAUGAUUUGGACAAUUCAGGUUUUAUAGAGCGUCAUGAAGUCAAAGAAAUGAUAAAUGCAAUUUUAUGUGAAUCGGAAAUUAAGUUGAGUGAUGAUAUGGUAGAAACAAUUAUUGAGAAGACUUUCUUGGAUGCUGACCCAAACCAAGAUGGAAAAAUAGACAAAUCCGAGUGGAAAAUCUUUGUUUCUAAAAACUUGUCAUUGCUAAAAAUCAUGACACUACCCAAUCUAAGGGAUAUAACAACAAGUUUUCCAAGUUUUGUAUUUAACUCAAAGUUGGAUGAUGACAUUGUUACUUGA